CUAUGUCAGCCCUCCCAAUGGAUGGCAGCUGUUUUUUCCCCUCUCGCCCUGUCACUCUAGUUCCUUGUGGUGCUGGGACGGCAAACUUUUGUGCGUUAAAACCCAGGAAGGGUAAACUCUUUAUCCUCCAUGGAUCUUUAAAGUGAGAUGUUGGGCAGGACAAGGAAAAAGCUGAGUUUUCAGGGGAAUACCGGAUGCUUUUUGGAAGGCUUUAAUUAGCAGCUUGUGUGAACUUUUAUCUCUGAAGUAUGACGGAAAAAGAGAUUCUUGAACCGCCUGCAUCACCCACAUCUGAAGGCAGGAAAGGGCUGCAGAAGCUAAAGCAACUUUUCCAACGCAAGCCCAAGGAGGAGCUUGUCCCAGAGGAACUACAAGCCAAUGGGGAGCUGGUCACCCCUUCGGGGGGACCCAUCUACUACUAUGAGGAAGAGGAGGAGGACGAAGAGGAGGAGUUGGAGCCACCACCGGAGCCAGAAAAACCAGUCAACGACAAACCUCACAAGUUCAAGGAUCAUUACUUCAAAAAGCCCAAGUUUUGUGACGUCUGUGCCCGCAUGAUUGUCCUCAACAAGAAGUAUGGCCUGAGAUGUAAGAACUGCAAAACCCAUAUCCAUCAUCACUGCCAGAGCUACGUGGAAUUUCAGCGCUGCUUUGGAAAAAUUCCUCCAGGUUUUCGUCGUGCCUACAGCUCUCCAUUGUACAGUGCCCAGCAACAAGCGAACCGAAGCGAUCCUGUGUUUGAGACGCUGCGAACAGGUGUCGUCAUGGCAAAUAAGGAGCGCAAGAAAGGACAGGAUGACAAGAAGAAUCCACUGGCUGCUAUGAUGGAGGAAGAGACAGAGGCCCCUAAGCUAGAGGGUGGCAAACCAGAGGAAGGAAAUCCAGAGGGAGACAAGAAAACCGAAAAGAAUGCCCCAGAUGAUAAGAACAAGAAACAGCAGACUGGAUUUCCCCAGUCUCACUACUUCAUUGCUCUUUAUCGCUUCAAAGCCUUGGAGAAGGAUGACCUGGAUUUCCACCCUGGGGAUAAAAUUGCCAUUGUUGAUGAUUCUAAUGAAGAAUGGUGGCGGGGCAAGAUUGGAGAGAAAAUUGGAUUCUUUCCUCCAAAUUUCAUUAUACGUGUACGAGCAGGAGAACGGGUGCACAAGGUGAUGCGGUCCUUCGUGGGCAACAGGGAAAUUGGGCAGAUCACGUUAAAAAAAGAUCAGAUUGUGGUGCAGAAGGGCGAAGAGCUGAACGGGUACGUGAAAGUCUACACUGGCCGCAAGGUGGGGCUCUUCCCCGUCGACUUCCUCCAAGAGAUCUGAGGCCCAACUCUGGCAUUUAAAAUGGUUUCCCAGCCAGGGCCAGAAAGGGCCAGGUCGUUUCCUUGGGGAGCAGCUCCCAGCUGAGAAGGACUCUCGACAAUGGAGUUGGGUUCUGCGAGAGCUCACGAGUGAUGAUAAUAUCCUACCAAGGCCCAUAUCUCUGAGCUAGCAUUCAAGGCGAGGAGUGUGUGGAGCUGUCACUUUGAAGGCCUCUGCGCUCUCCUAAGUGCUCUUUGGACUCUGUGGUUUGGUGGCGGCAGAUCCCAGAAGGGGUUUGGCCAUCACCUUUGAUGAUGCAACCACGGGGGUGCUGAGAUGUGGCCCAAGCUGCUUCCUGUCUGAAAAGGAAGCGGACAGAUGAUUAUUCAUGUCGACUGCCAGACUCCGUUAAUGGCAUUUGCUGCUCUCUUCUGCAAGUGGCACCAAGCUUGUGUGGUUGUGUGUGUGUAUUUAUUUGGAGACAAAUGGCUGUCCCUUUGCUGGCGGGGGGCUGCCCUGGCUUCUGGUGUUACUUCCAUUGCUUAAAUCUUGUUAUGUUUUGCCGAUAUGUGUUAUCUCUCUAUCCCCGAUGUUCUAUCUACCUUGGCAUAAAGCAGCAGGAUUUUGGAUUGGUGUCCAACGAAGAAGGCCUGGCUGCUUACGUAAAGUGUGGGGCAAUUUGGCUCCUGUUACGUUAAAGAAAUAUACCUCUCUCAUUAUCUUCUUGCUUAGUUUUUCCUGCUGAUUUAAAAGGAAUUCUUGCUAUGUCUUCUCCUUUUGAUAACCUAACCUCAGUUAUGAGGAAGAUUUGAUGUAUUAGACUCCAUUUUUUUUUUGGCAAAAUGUGUGCACAUACAUUUCUCUGGAGAUAACAACUACUGUGGCUUUCUUUGUUGACAUGCACUGGGGGGAAGAAUGUUCCGGGUAUCUGUUGGGUUGACCCACAAGGAAAUAAGAGUUUGGUUGGUAUGGAAAACUAGUGCUUGCUGUUUCUGAGCCACUGAUGUACUUUGAGAUGGUUUGGGUGUGCCUGGAUUCCAUGUUGAGCCGAGGCCAUUGUAUGUUACAAGGACAAGGCAACCAAGGAUGCACAUGAGAUAUGACAAUCCAUGCAACUGAUGUGGUUAUUGAAGUAGCCAUUGGUACAUCAACCCUCUGGAAAGAUGUGUGAGCUACACGUGUACUUGUGAAUUUUUGAGUGGCUAACCAUGAAAAGAAGGCCGAUUCCUUUGAUACAUAACAGUACUGUGUUGAUUUGAAAGUCCAAGUGAGCUGGAAAAUUGCUUCUCUUCUUCAUAAUUAUGGGAAGGAGGAAAUUCUACAGAAGGUGAGCUCUGUCCUGGGUGUAGAGAGUGACAGAUUUCUGGAAUGUUUCAGGAGUGCUAAGAAAGUUUAUAAGCAGUAUCAGGGUAUGACAUGUAGGGUUGGCACAUUUGUGGGGGUUAUAGCAGAUGCUGCUCUUCUUGCUUGCUGCAUCCAGGUGAGGCCUGAAGAUCUUCCAGAAUUACAACUGAUCUCCAGGCCACAGAGAUCAGUCCCCCUGGAGAAAGUGGCUGCUUUGGAGGGGUGGGAAGACUAUGACAUUAUACCACACUGAGGUCCUGCCUUCCCCUAAACUGCAUCCUCUCCAAGCUCCACCCCCCAAAUCUCCAGAAAUUUCUGAAAAUGGAGCUGGCAACCCUACACGUUUCACAUAAGUCUUUUGCCCACAUUCUGAAUACUUGCCAAGUUAAAUUAAAUAUGCCUUUGUGCAAAACUAGAGAUGGACACAAAUUGGGGAAAAACCGAACCGUGCAGUUUGUGGUUCAUUGUGUUUCACGAACCACGAACUUUCAAAAACUUGCCCUGGUUCACAAACCAGUUCAUUUGGUUUGUGAAAACAUCACUUCCAGGUCAGCAAAAUAUCACUUCUGGGUCAGCAGAAAGUCUGCAGAAAGCCCAUCGCCCUUUGUUGCCUAGGAAACUGAUUGAUCGGUGCCAGGCUGUCUGCAGUGAUUAACCAAAAAAUGAACCAAACAAACCGGCCUAAAGUUCAUGGCAGUUUAUCAGAAAUGGGCUCUGACAAACCACCGAUUUGCGAACCACGAACCAGCCUGGUUCAUGCCGAACUUUGGUUCUUAUUUCAGUUCGUGCCCACCUCUAUGCAAGACUAUCUGCUGGGGGAUAGCACUCACUUGUUGCACGAUGACACACUUGGUGUUUCUAAAUGUCCAGACCAAGCAAGCUCACAGACUCACUUGCUCAUGCUCACUGGCUCACAGCUAGUCAUAUGAACUGGUGCAUUAUGCUUGGUUAUCACCCACCCUUUGCAAACAUGCAACUUACUGUUCCUUCUCAGUCUCUGUGGUCUUCGUCCUGAGCGGUCAGCAAGACAACAUCCUAAAACCCCUCUUCACAAAUUACAAUGAGCACAUAUACAAUCUGUGAACCAUGUAACACUUGGAUUUUUGAAGAAAAUGCGUUGAAUAAUUCUCAAGUUACUUUCAGCUCAUUUAUACAGGUACUGGUCCCUGGUCUUGAUUUCUUUCUUACAAAGAGAUGUACAUGUGUAUAUAAAGGAUAUAGGUAUGUAACAUGUGAACCAGGCCUAAGUCUUGCCUGGAUCCAUAGUGCUACAAGGUAGAGAGUAGCCCCAGAGUAGAGCAAUCACUACCAAUGCAAUGUGUUUAGUGUGAAAGUGCAACAGUGCUCAACUGUAAUUAUAACAAUUCAUGAAACUCCAAUAUCAAUACAAUCAAUCAAUAAGUCAAUAAAUAUA
This is a messenger RNA of Eublepharis macularius, 4044 nucleotides long. RefSeq names its product SH3 and cysteine rich domain 3 (gene STAC3). The coding region runs from base 249 to 1307 and encodes 352 amino acids. The record is from RefSeq and is a predicted model, not a curated record. Gene Ontology annotation, cellular component: extrinsic component of cytoplasmic side of plasma membrane. Gene Ontology annotation, biological process: positive regulation of protein localization to plasma membrane; positive regulation of voltage-gated calcium channel activity; skeletal muscle contraction. Gene Ontology annotation, molecular function: protein binding. NCBI's taxonomy places the organism in Eukaryota, Metazoa, Chordata, Lepidosauria, Squamata, Eublepharidae. The transcript has 12 exons.